Molecule: messenger RNA, 1788 nt
Organism: Durio zibethinus
Lineage: Eukaryota; Viridiplantae; Streptophyta; Magnoliopsida; Malvales; Malvaceae
Product: protein IQ-DOMAIN 8-like
Molecular function (GO): protein binding
Source: RefSeq, a predicted model, not a curated record
CCCCAACAACGCCCAACGGUUCCUAAAUUCCAAAUCACCUUUCCCUCUCAACCUGUUAAUAGCACUUGCUCUGUUUCCUGCAAAUUGAAGCUUUUCUUCCAAUUCCAAAAAUGGGUGCCUCAGGAAAAUGGUUUAAAUCUCUUAUAACUUUCAAACCGCUUCAAGAUCCCAGUAAUCAGGAGCAGGUUGGAGAUAAGACCAAGAAGAAGUGGAGGCUAUGGAGGAGCUCAUCGGAAGGGUUCGGGUCCUCCUCAUCCAAGGGUCUCAAGAUGCGUCACGUGGCUGCUUCAGAGGUCUCCGGUCCAUCUUUCAUGGUAGAUGAUGUGCUCGCUGCAGCAAUGGCUACAGUUGUUCGUGCUCAACCCAAAGAUUUCAGAACUGUUAAGCGAGAAUGGGCAGCGAUUCGAAUCCAGACUGCAUUUCGAGGCUUCUUGGCAAGACGAGCUCUAAGGGCGUUGAAAGCUGUUGUAAGGAUUCAAGCUAUAUUCCGUGGUCGUCAAGUCCGAAAGCAAGCUGCUGUAACAUUAAGGUGUAUGCAAGCUCUUGUUAGGGUCCAGGCUCGAGUAAGAGCACAAUGUGUGAUUUCUUCAGAAGGACAAGCUGUGCAGAAACUAAUGGAUCAAUACCACAACCAAACUGAUCACCCAACCAAACAAGCUGAGAAAGGAUGGUGUGACAGUAUGGGAACUUUAGAAGAACUAAGAGCGAAACAGCAAAUGAGACAAGAAGGUGCAAUCAAGAGGGAGAGAGCAAUAGCAUACUCUGUCUUAAAACAGCAGUCAAGAUCAUGUGCCAGUCCGAAUGCGAUAGCAAACAACCAGCCAGCCUCUCGCAAGAAUCAAAGGCUAGAUAGGAAUCGUCAAGAUUGGAAUUGGCUAGAACGUUGGAUGGCAACCAAGCCCUGGGAAACCAGGACGAUGGAAGAGAUUACAGAACCAUCAUCAUUUUCUCGGAAAAGUGAAGACAACAUUUUCAGCUUUCACUCCAGCUCUUCUGAACAUGACUCCCUAAAAGUAAGAAGGAACAAUGUCACAACCAGAAUUCUCGCAAGACCUCCUAUAUCCACUCAAACUUCUGGUUCAUUGUCUGCCCCAAGUUCUGAGUCUGUCUAUGACGAGAGCUCAACAUCAACCUCAUCUGCAUCGGUAUCUCCAACUACAUUGUCUAGCAACACUCUCGUUGCAGCCACAUUAGAAGAUAAUCAUACUCAAAAACCAAGCUACAUGAAUCCUACAGAGUCUAUUAAAGCUAAACAAAAGAUUUUCAGGUUUUCUUCAGAUAAUAUGAGAAGACAUGUGGUUGAUGAUGAUUUACAAUAUUUUCAAAAGAAAUUGAUGACACUUUCUUGUGAGGACACAAGGAGCAGUGCUGAUUCCAAUCCAUCAUUUAACUUCUCCAGGGAGCUGUACCGACCAAGAGAAAUAGGUAGACAAGAUUGCCUAAGGAAUCAGUGGCGUCAAGGUAGACGGCAAGGAAAUUCUUUUAUGUAACCACGACAAGUAUUUUAUGUGUUUUGUAUCCUACAAUGGAAUCCUGCAAAAGACUUUUUUGUAGUAUAAUAUUAUUGUGUAAGAACUGAAACGAGUUUGAGAAAAGUUUGAUUUUGCCCCCAAUUAGCAACUCAUGUUUGGCUUUGGCUUAAGCCUCUCCAAUGUCGGGUUUCUGUCAUUGCAUGCCCAAACCAACACUUUUUGUUUGCUCGAAAAUCCAGUAAGAGUUUCUUUUCUUUUCUCAUUUGGCUCCUCUAUUUUGUCACAACUGAUUUGAAACGUAAAUGAAACAAAUUGA